AUGAAAACUACUGCGCCCAGGAAACCCAAGUCGCUGCUUGGAAUCAAGGAGCCAGGGGCUACAACUGUCACUGGUACUAUUGUAAUGCUUGAUGAUCCAAAUGAAGACGAUGAUGUUAAUUCUAUGAAGAAAUCAACCACUGGUGUCAUUUUAAACCCUCAACCUCAUGACUCACCCAACGAUCCUUUGAACUGGUCUGUAUGGAAACGUGAUUUAUGCUUGUUGAUUAUUGGAUUUGCCAGUUUUCUAGGUGGUGGUCAGUCGCCAUUAUUGGCAGCAGGUUUAGGCUCAUUGGCUAUCGAAUUUGACAAGCCAUUAACGACAAUUUCCUACUUGGUUGGUGGGUUUAUGUUGUCAUUGGGAGUUGGGUCUGUCAUUGCUAGUCCUACUGCCGUCCUUUAUGGGAAGAGGUUGGUGUAUAUAGCUGGUACUUUUAUCUUUGCAAUGGGAGCUGUAUGGGGAGGCGCAGCUAACAGUUUUGGAAACUUGAUGGGCGCAAGAGUACUAACUGGUAUUGGUGCCUCUCCAACUGAAUGUUUGCCCAGUUCUACAAUUGCUGAGAUCUAUUUUGCUCAUGAAAGAGCAUACAGAGUUGGACUUUAUACGAUGUUGAUGUUGGGUGGGAAAAAUAUUAUCCCUCUUUUAUCAGCUUUGGUAUUUCAAUAUUUGGACAGACAUUGGUUAUUUUGGAUUUUGGCCAUGUUUUUAGGCUUUACCACCAUUAUGAUUUUCUUGUUUGUUCCUGAUACGUUUUGGGAUAGGACUCCAACACCUUCCAAAAGAUCAAUAGCUGAAACUGAAGCAGCACAAAAUGUUAAAUCAUAUCAUCCACCUUCUCAAAGACCAAACGCAUUUGCAUUGCAAAACAACCGUCAGCAACCCAGCUCACAAGAUAUACAUAGUCUUUCGUCGUCGAUUGCUGACUACACAUCUCAAGGUGUAACGGAAAAACCAGUCGCUAUAACCGAAUCGACUCAACCACCAGUUGAAUAUGAAAAGAAUAGCUAUUGGAAAGAUGUAAGAAUUUAUCAAGGUCGUUUCACUAAAGAUAGUUGGUGGAUGGUGGCCUUGAGACCAUUUGUUUUGUACACAUACCCCCAUGUCCUAUUUGGAUCUUUUAUCUAUUCAUUGGCUGUUGUUUGGCUUAUUGUGAUUUCAGAAACAAUUGCCGAAAUUUUCAGAAACCCACCCUAUGGUUACAGUCAGCAAACUGUUGGUCUUUUCUAUAUAUCGCCAUUUGUAGGUGGAAUUAUUGGAUCUUUAUCUUGUGGAUUGAUUUCAGAUAGAUUGAGUCGAUACUUUGUUGCUAGAAACAGAGGUAUUUAUGAACCAGAGUAUAGGUUGAUUAUGAUUAUCCCAUCUACAUUGCUCAUAACUAUUGGUUUAAUGGGUUAUGGUUGGUCAUCAACAGUGGAAGAUCCAUGGAUUGCCCCCGUAAUAUUUUUUGGCGCCAUGUCUUGUGGCUCAUCAAUGGCAUCAACUACAGCUAUCACAUUUUCGGUCGAUUCAUACAAGAUGUUUGCAUCAGAAACUUUGGUUUCUUUUAAUUUUCUUAAAAACUUGCUUGGGUUUUGUUUUUCAUUGUUUAAUAAUAAAUAUGCUGCUAAACAAGGUUAUAAAUCGGCCUAUGUUACCUAUGGAGGUAUUCAAUUAUUUGUUAGUUUGUUUGCUAUACCGUUGUACAUUUAUGGUAAAAAAGUGAGAAACUGGACCGAUGAGAAGGAGUUGAUGAGAAGCUUGUAUCAUGAAGAUAACGUACCACCUAGUGUGUAUUCAAAGAGCAAAUAUGAUGAUGACGAGUCUAUUAGUAACAUUUCAAGUGAAGAGCGUGCCAGGAGUAUGCAUGAGGAAACUUAG
This is a messenger RNA of Lodderomyces orthopsilosis Co 90-125, 1857 nucleotides long. It is a transcript of the gene HOL4, whose product is annotated as Hol4p. The record is from RefSeq and is a predicted model, not a curated record. Gene Ontology annotation, molecular function: transmembrane transporter activity. Gene Ontology annotation, biological process: transmembrane transport. The transcript has a single exon. Bases 1 to 1857 code for a protein of 618 amino acids. Lineage: Eukaryota; Fungi; Ascomycota; Pichiomycetes; Serinales; Debaryomycetaceae.